Messenger RNA from Acyrthosiphon pisum (pea aphid), 366 nucleotides. RefSeq lists its product as uncharacterized. NCBI's taxonomy places the organism in Eukaryota, Metazoa, Arthropoda, Insecta, Hemiptera, Aphididae. The transcript has 2 exons. The record is from RefSeq and is a predicted model, not a curated record. Bases 1 to 366 code for a protein of 121 amino acids.
AUGGCUAUUUGUGAUUCCAAUUAUUGCUUCCGAAUCAUCGAUGUAGGAUCAUUUGGUAAAGAAAGUGAUUGCAAUGUGUUUAAGACGUCAACGUUUGGUAAAAAACUUUAUGGCGAUAAAUUAAACUUUCCACCUGAACAAUGUAUACCGAACGAUGAACUUGGUUCACCACAACCAUUUGUUCUCGUAGCCGAUGAAGCUUUUGCUCUUCACAAGAACCUAUUACGCCCGUUCCCAGAAUCUAAAGUUUACCAUUAUAAGGUAGCUAAACGCGUGAGCUGGACAAAGGUAGCUAAGACCUGCGUCGAUGGUUUCGAAAAUCUAAAUGAUAAGGAAAAAGAUGCUAAAAGUAAGAAAUUGUAUUAA